Molecule: messenger RNA, 596 nt
Organism: Paramecium sonneborni
Lineage: Eukaryota; Ciliophora; Oligohymenophorea; Peniculida; Parameciidae
Source: the annotation of a GenBank genome assembly
AUGAAAAUGAUGAAAAUAUUACUUUUGUUUUGUAUAGUCUCUUCCAUCUUUACAUAAACUCCUCAAGGAUCUUCAUAAGAUGGUCAAAGUAAGAUGAUUAGAUUUAUAAUAUUUUAGCUGUUCCUGGAAGUUCUGAUGGUAUGUAAGGUGCACCCUAUGACUAAUAAGGAUAAUAAAAUACAACAGGUAUAUAAAAAUAUCUUAUGUUUUAUAGGUGUAUAAUAAUAAGGAGGUAUGUAAUAAGGCGGUAUGGGAUAAGGUGGUCAACAAAAAGGAGGAAAGGCUAAGAAAUGCUAACCAAAAUAAGGACAAUAAGAAGGAUAACCAUAGGUUUAAUAACAAGAACAACAACCAAGUUAAUAAAUUCUUCCUGGAAAUCAACUUCCAGGUUAAUAAAAUUAAUAAUAACCUUCAGGUACAUCAACACCUUAAUAACAACCUGGUAUGGGAUAAUAUCCACCAGGAACUUAAUAACAACCUAGUGCAGGAACAUUAUCAUAACAUAAUGUAAACUAAAUAUUUAUCUAAAAAAUCAAAGCAUUUUAAAAUGGAAUAAAAGUAGUAGAAAAAUAGAUUUAUAUAUCAAGAACAAUUGA